Molecule: messenger RNA, 835 nt
Organism: Lingula anatina
Lineage: Eukaryota; Metazoa; Brachiopoda; Lingulata; Lingulida; Lingulidae
Product: inositol oxygenase-like
Biological process (GO): inositol catabolic process
Cellular component (GO): cytoplasm
Molecular function (GO): iron ion binding; inositol oxygenase activity
Source: RefSeq, a predicted model, not a curated record
AUGCCUGUUGAAUACUGGGCCAAGUUUGACCACAUGGAAAUGACCAUCUUGCAGGCCGUGGAGGCACUUUAUGCCCUUGUGGAUGAAAGUGACCCUGAUUUUGGGCUUCCAAAUGCUAUCCAUGCCUUCCAAACAGCUGAGCGUAUCCGCCACGCACAUCCAGAUCUUGACUGGUUUUGUUUUGUUGUUGGUGACACCUUCCCAGUUGGCCGUGCAUUUAGUGAUAAAAUAGUGUUUGGUCGGGACAGCUUUGAAAACAACCCUGAUAUCAACAAUCCUCUAUACAACACCAAGUUGGGCAUGUAUGCAGAAAACUGUGGCUUAGACAAAGUGCUAAUGUCAUGGGGACAUGAUGAAUACAUGUACCGUGUCCUCUUGAACCAUGAGAAGUGCUCUCUGCCACAGGAGGCAUUGUACAUGGUGCGGUUCCAUUCCUUCUACCCCUGGCACACAGGCAAGGACUAUAACUACCUGUGUAAUGAACAGGACAUGAAGAUGACCCCAUGGAUAACAGAGUUCAAUAAAUUUGACUUGUAUUCCAAGAGUGAAGUCAUCCCAGACAUCGAAUCCUUGAUCCCAUACUUGAUUUUUGUCUUACAACAUAUGAAUUAGCAUCUGUGCUAUAUUUUUUCAAUCAUUUAAAGUUAAAAUUUCAAUAUCAUUCGCAAUAAUUAUCGUUGGAACACCUUACUAUUAUAAAAUUAAUAUGUGAAAAAAAAGCUCCGUAACAUUUAAAUGAUACAUAAUGCUUUAUUUCACUGGACUUGUGAAGAUUUUUUUGUCUAUAGCUACUUAUAUUUGUCUGAUCUUACCAUCCAAUAUUUCAUCUGCUUGC